Messenger RNA from Rhincodon typus (whale shark), 2995 nucleotides. RefSeq names its product cGMP-dependent 3',5'-cyclic phosphodiesterase (gene pde2a). The coding region runs from base 67 to 2511 and encodes 814 amino acids. Gene Ontology annotation, biological process: positive regulation of gene expression; regulation of mitochondrion organization; cGMP catabolic process. Gene Ontology annotation, molecular function: protein homodimerization activity; 3',5'-cyclic-AMP phosphodiesterase activity; 3',5'-cyclic-GMP phosphodiesterase activity. Gene Ontology annotation, cellular component: mitochondrial outer membrane; synaptic membrane; cytosol. The record is from RefSeq and is a predicted model, not a curated record. The transcript is spliced from 27 exons. Lineage: Eukaryota; Metazoa; Chordata; Chondrichthyes; Orectolobiformes; Rhincodontidae.
GCAGUGAUCACAAAGUCGAGAAUCGAAUGUAAUGGGCUACACAAGACCGACAUCCAGGUCACCAAGAUGAGCCACAUGGUGGCUCCACUGCCAAGCGACAAACAAGUGAUCAUUAUCCCUGUGAUGGAUGAGGAUGUGGAGAGAGUGAUCUCUGUGAUUGUGAUUUAUUGUGGUGUCCUGGAGAACGUUGAUGAACUGUCACUGAACCUUCUAGAAAAACACAUUUGUGCGACUUGCAAACGGGUGCAUGCACUCCUGAACCCGCUGAGCUGGAGCCACAUCGGUUUACAUCAGAGCUACACAGCAGCAGCAGAGCUACCUGGGGCAUUCAACGAGCUCGACCACAAGAUUCUCCAACUGUGUGGUGAACUGUACGACCAGGAUGCUGCCUCUCUUCAGCUGAAAGUUAUUCACUACUUACAGGAGGAAACUCAGUCGACAUGUUGCUGCAUGUUGGUGUUAUCGGAAGACAAUGGUCAGCUCUUCUGUCGGGUUGUUGGAGAUAAAGUUCUGGAGGAAGAGAUUCUCUUUCCGUUGUCGUUUUCUGAUUUUGAACAGUCGGAGAAAGACAGUAAAUCAAUGACCUUGAAUGACAUCACAGCGGAGCAGCAUCGUCAGCUCAACAACAUCCUAGGAUUCGAGGUUUACUCCAUGUUGUGUGUUCCUGUCAUCUGUAAAGCAACUGCGCAGGUAGUCGCCAUGGGCUGUGCAUUUAACAAGCGAUCAGGCCAUUAUUACACCGAAGUGGAUGAGCACAAGAUUCGACAUUGCUUCCGGUACACAGCGACAGUCCUGACAAGCACGAUGUCUGUUCAGAAGGAGCGCAAGCUGAAGUUUGAAUGUCAGGCCUUACUUCAAGUUGCCAGGAACCUCUUCACACAUUUGGACAAUGUUUCAGUCCUGCUCCAAGAGAUCAUACAAGAAGCGCGGAAUCUUACUAAUGCAGAGAGCUGUUCCGUGUUUCUCCUGGAGCAGGACAAUAAGGAGCUGGUUGCAAAGGUGUUCGAUGGGGGCUUUGUAGCUGACGAGUCCGCUGAAUUCAGGAUGCCAGCUGACCAGGGCAUCGCUGGGCAUGUGGCCACUACGGGCAAAAUCCUCAACAUCAAGGAUGCCUACUCUCACCCCCUCUUUUACCGGGGCAUGGAUGCCAGCACCGGCUUCCGCACACGGAACAUCCUGUGCUUCCCCAUCAUCGAUGACAACAACCAGAUUGUAGGAGUGGCAGAGCUGUGUAACAAGAUAAACGGACCCUGGUUUACAAAGUUUGAUGAAGAUUUAGCUCUGGCCUUCUCCAUUUACUGCGGGAUCAGCAUUGCCCAUUCGUUGUUGUACAAAAAGGUUCACGAAGCCCAGUACAGGAGUCACUUGGCGAAUGAAAUGAUGAUGUACCACCUGAAGGUAACAAACGACGAGGUCACGAAAAUGCUGAGGUACGGGAUACAACCAGUGGAUGAGAUUCAUCCAGACUUUUCCAAAUUCUCCUUCACUCCCCGCUCCAUUCCUGAGGAAAACACCACCAUGGCGAUACUGAGUAUGGCAGAGGAUAUGAAAUUCAUAGCCACCUACAAGAUAGACGUGCCAACUUUAACAAGGUUCUGCAUGAUGGUUCGACGGGGAUACAGAGACCCUCCCUAUCACAACUGGAUGCAUGCCUUCUCUGUCACUCACUUCUGUUACCUUCUCUUCAAAAACCUAGCACUUCACGACUACUUACAGGACAUGGAGAUUUUGGCUUUGUUUGUGUCGUGUAUGUGUCAUGACCUGGACCAUCGAGGGACAACAAACUCAUUUCAAGUGGCAUCAAAAUCUGUGUUGGCUGCACUGUACAGUUCUGAAGGAUCAGUCAUGGAGAGACACCACUUUGCACAAGCCAUCGCCAUCUUGAAUUCUGAAGGGUGCAACAUCUUUGAAACCUUCUCUCGGAAGGAUUACCAGAAAAUGCUGGACAUGAUGCGUGACAUUAUUUUAGCAACUGACAUGGCCCAUCACCUACAUAUCUUCCCACAACUACAGGAAAUGGUUAAAGCUUACGACAAUGACAAUCCCGAACAUCACAAGCUGCUGUUGUGCCUACUAAUGACUGCCUGCGACCUCAAUGAUCAAACCAAAGGCUGGAAGACCACAACAAAGAUAGCGGAACUGAUUUAUAAAGAAUUCUUUUCACAAGGAGAUCUGGAAAAGGCAAUGGGGAACAAUCCACUUGAGAUGAUGGACAGAGAAAAGGCUUAUGUUCCCGAACUCCAGAUCAGCUUCAUGGAACAUAUUGCAAUGCCAACUUAUAAGCUCCUGAAUGACAUCAUGCCAAAGGCAGAGAUUCUGUACCAGAGCGUGAAGGCGAACCGGGACCAGUGGGUAAAAGUUGCUCCAAGGUUCACCACAACGGGUCUCCCGAGUGACAACUCACUGGACUUUUUAGAUGAAGAUGCGACAGAUGUAAUAUCCUCACCAACCCCUUCUCCAGUGACUCAGAGCAGCAUACCUAACAGCACGCAAUCCACAUCUGAACAAUGAUUAUUUUUAUUGCAGUUUAAAAGAACAGAAACAAAAUACAACAAAAAAAAAUCAAGGAAGCGACUGACAACAGCAGAAAUUGGCAUCUUUUAAAUUUAUUUAUUUUUUAUAGGUCUGAAUAUUAACUGAGCGGUUACUCCCCAGCAUCUCUUUCUCACUCAUGUUUUUUUUUCUCCCGACGUUUGCACUUGACAGAAACAAACAGUUGCAUUGAUAUAGCACCUUUAAGGUAGUCUAAGUACCAUCACACGAAAUUGUUUCACUGGAGUGUUAUCAGACAGGUGUUGACACUGGCAUGCACAAAAGACCAAAAGGUAGUUUUUUUGAGGCACAUUUUGAAAGGAGAUGCAGGGAGGCCAAGGGGUUGAGGGAAGGAAUUCCAGAAUUCCGGGUGGGGUGGGAGUGGCAACUGAAGGCCUGGCUGCCAAUGGUGGAAUCAAUGGGAGUUGGGCACAUGGAAGAGGCCAAAAUUACAGGAGUCUGA